This is a messenger RNA of Anopheles marshallii, 2550 nucleotides long. RefSeq lists its product as uncharacterized. The transcript has 14 exons. Bases 1 to 2550 code for a protein of 849 amino acids. The record is from RefSeq and is a predicted model, not a curated record. Lineage: Eukaryota; Metazoa; Arthropoda; Insecta; Diptera; Culicidae.
AUGCACAGCAUGAUCCAGAAACACAGAAAAGGAUCGCGACGUAAACUUAUCAGCGGCUGCAACUAUCACCCCGUCGGAUGUGUACGGGAAUCGCUCAACGGCAUACUUGAUUGUGAUUAUUUUAACAUUCCUGCUACGAUUGCUGCUUCAGCUUCGACCGAUGCAAAAUCACAACCUAGCACUAGUAUACCCAGCACCACGAUAUCAACCUUCACACCUACGCGUCAGCGGCGAAGAAGACGGCGAAGGUUGGUGGUCACUCCUCCGGCCGUCACCGCCGUCUAUGAUGAUGGGGUCGAAAUGCGUCACCGCAGCCGAAGAAGGGCAGAAGAGGCACCGGAAGAAAAUGGCUGUUGUAAUGGUAUCUUUCCCACCAUCGCCCCCAACACCACCACCCCCCUUAUACAGUCGGUUCCAGAGCGAUAUCAUCAGCAGUCAACACUAGUGUCUGUGCCCUCGCACCACAGAACCAGAACGAAACUACUGUAUAGAAGUAUUGUGCAAAUAUGUUUGGCCUUGUUCUUGAUCUUAGGAUGCUGUGAUGCAGCGAAACAGGAAGUUUUACAAAGUGGAACGGGGUGUGCAUUUCCCAAACGAUGGGAAGGUCAAUGGUUUCAAUCCGGUGUACAACAGCCAAUUACAAUAGAAGGAUCCACAUUAAGUACUAGGGGCCGGUGCAUUGCUAGUGAAGGCGAUAAAUUUUUAUUAGUUAAUGGCAAAGGAUGUCACCGGUGCGUUGUAAUUUAUCAGAAGCACAUAAACAUACUCCAGUAUAAAGAAAGUGAGUGUGAAGAUUUUUAUACAGGCCAGUUGAAUCCAGCUGCAAUGCCUAUUCAUAGCGUUUUAAAAAGUGAUCGGGGCUUAGCUCAUCCCAACAUGAACGGGCAUUCAAGAAUAUCGUCAUCGGAUCCAUAUAUGCGAUCCAAUGAAGAUAGCGACAAUUGCAUGGGAUGUAAGGGUCGCGAAACAUUGCAUUACCUUUGCGAACAAAUCCCGGGUGAUGCUCUAUUGUACAGUAUGUUUAAAAUAAAUCCAGAGCCAAUUAAAUGUCCAAUGUCAGGAUCUUAUACGUUCACCUAUAAUCGGGGUCAUGGAGAAUGUAGGAGUCCAGUCUCGAAUAUGGAAAUGUGUACAGAAGACAGUAGACUACUGCUAAGUUUUCAGGCAUGCCCUGAUGUACCUGGGACAGAAAGCACAGUUGAAGAACUAACAUGCUUAGCAUGGUGGAAGGAUGGCAAUUCACGCUAUUUGGUGGGUCUGGUUUCACAUCAUCAUGCCACGUCAAAUGAAGAAAGAUUUAGAUGCUUCGUAUACGAGAAGCUGAGUGGCUCGGAUGCAGAAUACAAACUGGCACAGUCCGGUGAUGCUACGUGUAACGGACUGGAAAAUGCUGAGGUUGGCUCCCGGAUUAUGACACUCAAGAAAGCUCCUCUAAUGGACCGUUGCGACUUUCCUGUCUGGUUCAAAGGUCCUCGGUUCUGGCAUGCAUUGAUGGGCAGUGCACAUUACGUAUUCGAUGCUAGUGAUGGUUCGUUGCACAUCAAGAAACCAAAUGGCCACACGGUAGCUCGAUCCCUUUGCGAGCAAAUCAACAAGCAAACUUCCUCGGAAAUGAUGGUCGUUGUGCAUCACACAAUGGGAUGCAAAUCUGGGUUUAUGUGUGUCAUGUUCUAUAGAAGAGAUACUCACGUAGCCGAGCUACAAAUGGGAACACCGACAGCUAGGCUUGAAGAUGCAUGUACGACUGAAAACUUUGACGUGCAUCGAACACCGUUCGUUACUUUGCUUGCAAAUAAUUCUGAAACGCAGCUAUGUCCAUUGGAGGGUCAGUAUAUGAUGAAAGGUUUCCUUAUGCCUACGUCGUCUAUUUCACGGCAUAAACGCAACCACAACAACAAAGCUCGCUCGCAUCGACACUGGGACGUGGUCGGAUACCGCAACCAGGAAAGCGCCAUUAGUGGUAGCACCACCGGAACAGCCGGCGGUAUUGUAGGCGGCUACAUGGGAUUGGAAGCGAAGCGAAGAUCCUUCCUUCCACGAUCUCGGCGGACAGCGGCCGAGUCCAGAAAUGAUACGUACACCGCGUUUCAUUCCGAAGGUGACGCCAAUGCUUCCGGCAGAUUGCGUCGCGAAACAGCGGGAGGAUGUAACAUUAAUCACAACACCAACCGGCAGCUGUUAGUUGGAUGUAACGAGAAUAGCAUAAUUGAAGUCAAACCAAAAUGUAAAACCGAUGAUGAGGAAUUAUUCACUUGUCAUGGUCAUUGGCAGGAAAAUCAAACGACGUACAUUAUUGCAAAGCACUCAUUUUCUCAGCAUGGUGUGUGUAUCAGUUAUGUGCCAAUGGAAGGCAAUCACGUACAACUGUUCGUCGGGGACACCUGUCACCGUGCCAACAUGCAGUCGGCCCAGCACAGAUCAAUGCCAGCCAAUAUUACCAGCUACGGUAAAUGUGGUGAGGUGAGCAGUUCGUUUAAACUUCACCCGAGUCACAUGCAGCUUUAUUCCUUCGUCCUAUCGGUGCUGCUAAUGAGAAGCGUUCUGAGAUGA